AUGAAUGCAGAUUUCCAUAGAGUGCUUGCUGAUUUCUGGCAACGGGGGAUGUGGCCUAAGGGUGGCAAUGCCUCAUUCAUUGCAUUGGUCCCCAAGGUAUUAGCCAAGGUGAUUGAUGAUAAUCAGUUUUCUUUCCUUGGUGGGCGUAAUAUGCUGGACAAUGUGGUGGUGUUAAAUAAGGUUCUUCAUGCAGCUCGGAAGUUGAAAAAGCCAACCUUAGUCUUCAAGGUUGAUUACGAGAUGACAUAUGACUUGGUAAGUUGGACAUUCCUAGCUUACAUGAUGAGGAGGGUGCUCUUUAGUGAAAGAUGGAUCAAAUGGAUUAUGAGUUGUUUAGGUUCAACUUCAAUGUCGGUAUUGGUAUAUGGUAGUCCUUGUGAGGAGUUAAGAAUGGGUAAGGGGUUGCGUCAAGGGGAUCCACUUGCCCUGUUCCUAUUUUUGAUUGUUGCUCAAGGUCUGAAUGGAUUUUUCUCAAAGGCAGUUAAUUUGGACAGAUUUCAUGGGUUUACUUUUGGUGAAGAUUUGGGGAUUGAUAUCUCUAUGCUUCAGCUUUCAUAUGACACCAUUUUUGUUGGUGAUGCCUCUAUCCAAAAUGUACAAACUCUUAAGUGUGUGCUGAGAUGUUUUGAGCUCGUGUCAGGGCUCAAAGUGAAUUUCCAUAAAAGGAAUGUGGCGGGUGUGGCGGUAGCAGGGGGUUGUUUGAGACAAUUCGCGGCUGUGCUUUAUUGA
Molecule: messenger RNA, 729 nt
Organism: Lotus japonicus
Lineage: Eukaryota; Viridiplantae; Streptophyta; Magnoliopsida; Fabales; Fabaceae
Exons: 2
Coding region: 1-729 (242 amino acids)
Source: RefSeq, a predicted model, not a curated record